AUGCAGAUAGUCUGGCGCGACUCCGCGCCCCCCGCCGAAUACGAGGAGGCCCGCGUGGGCCGAGUCUUCAACCACCGACGUCCCGACCGCUUCCCCCUGGCCGUUGUCAAAGCCACCUGCCAGGAAGACAUCAUCGCAGCCGUCAAGCUUGCCAAAGCAAAGAACUGUCGGCUUGCCGUGCGCUCCGGGGGCCAUUCGUGGGCCGCCUGGAGCGUGCGUGACAAUUCGAUUCUCCUCGAUCUCGGCAAUUACAAGCAGCUGGACGUCGAUCCCACCACUCGCACGGCGAGAGCCACACCCAGCAUGACGGGACGGGAGCUGAAUGGCGUCCUCAUCAAGGAGCACAAUCUGAUGUUUCCUGGGGGUCAUUGUCCGGAUGUUGGGCUGGGGGGAUUUCUGCUCCAGGGCGGGAUGGGGUGGAACUGUCGGAAUUGGGGCUGGGCGUGCGAGCGCGUCCAGGCUGUCGAUGUGGUCACCGCACAGGGCGAUGUUCUACAUUGCAACGCCACCCAGAACCGGGAGCUGUAUUGGGCUGCCCGCGGUGCCGGUCCGGGCUUUCCCGGGGUCGUCUCAAAGUACCACCUCGAACUCAUCCCCUACCCGCGCGACGGCUUCCGCUCGUCCGGCUACAUCUACCCGAUCCGUCUGUACCAUGAAGCCUUCAGCUGGGUUCUGCAGGCCACCCCGGCCUCCGAUGAAGACACCGAGAUCGCCGUCGUCGCGCAGUACCCCGAGGGAAUGGACGAGCUGUGCCUGUUCGUCCUCUUCGUGACGAUGAAGCCCGAUCCCGCGGCCGCGGAAGCCGCCCUCCGCCCGCUGCACGACUCUCGCCCCGCCGGGGCCAUCGUCGAAUGGUUCUGCGAGGCCGACAGUCUGGAGAAGCAGUACGAGAACCAAGCCAAAGCCAAUCCGGAGGGCCACCGGUACUGCGCCGAGAACGCGUACAUCCGGAACGAGGCGGAUGUCUCCGCCGUGCUGGAGGAGGCGUUCACCACCCUCCCCCACCGCAAGGCCUUCGCCCUCUGGUACGCCAUGUACCCCUGUAGUCGGCGCAAGCUGCCGGAUAUGGCGUUGAGUAUGCAGAGCGAUCACUACUUCGCGCUGUAUACGGUGUGGGAGGAGGCGCGAGAUGAUGCGCGCUGUCAGGGGUGGGUGGCCGAUGUCAUGCAGAAGGUGGCGCCACAUGCGGUGGGGGCGUACCUGGGGGACUCGGAUUUCCAGGCGAGGAAGACGAAAUUCUGGGCAGAUGACAAUGCGCGCAGGUUGAUGGGGUUGAGACGGCGAUUUGAUCCCGAGGGGCGGAUUUGUGGGUAUCUCGAUAAGGGGGAUGCGUCGGGGGUACGAGGGUUGGUCAUUGAGAGUGAGGUUAAGUUGUAG
Molecule: messenger RNA, 1377 nt
Organism: Aspergillus brunneoviolaceus CBS 621.78
Lineage: Eukaryota; Fungi; Ascomycota; Eurotiomycetes; Eurotiales; Aspergillaceae
Product: FAD-binding oxidoreductase
Exons: 3
Coding region: 1-1377 (458 amino acids)
Molecular function (GO): oxidoreductase activity; FAD binding
Source: RefSeq, a predicted model, not a curated record